Messenger RNA from Sclerotinia sclerotiorum 1980 UF-70, 2997 nucleotides. RefSeq lists its product as hypothetical. Bases 1 to 2997 code for a protein of 998 amino acids. The record is from RefSeq and is a predicted model, not a curated record. NCBI's taxonomy places the organism in Eukaryota, Fungi, Ascomycota, Leotiomycetes, Helotiales, Sclerotiniaceae. Gene Ontology annotation, molecular function: carbohydrate binding; hydrolase activity, hydrolyzing O-glycosyl compounds. Gene Ontology annotation, biological process: carbohydrate metabolic process. The transcript has a single exon.
AUGAGAGGCAAGCUUGGUGUCACAGUUGCUGCAUUUGCGACGGCAUUUCUAAAUACGACACUUGCUCAAGACUCAACAUCAUCACAAGCGGAUGCGGAUACUACCACAAGUUAUUGUCCCGUUUACACGCUCACAGCUUCAGUUGAUGCCAGCGCACCUAUUAUCCCAAACAUCCACGAUCCGCAGGCAAUUAAUCCACAAGAUGUUUGUCCGGGGUAUACUGCAUCCAAUGUGAAGCGAACCUCUCACGGAUUGACGGCUUCUCUGUCAUUGGCUGGUGAUGCUUGCAAUGUUUAUGGAACGGAUAUAGAUUCCCUCAAUCUGACAGUGGAGUACCAAUCGAAAGAUCGUCUUCAUGUGGGGAUUGUCCCUACUUAUGUUGGACCUUCAAACAGCUCCUGGUUUAUCCUCCCAGAGUCACUUGUUGAGAAACCUUCUAUUGAUGCCGAUGCGGACUCUACCACCCUGGAUAGUGAUCUUAGCUUUUUAUGGAGUAAUGGUCCGACAUUCUCGUUCUCGAUAUUUCGUCAAUCUACAGGGGAUGUUCUUUUCUCCACCGUGGGUACUAAAUUGGUUUACGAGAACCAAUUUAUCGAGUUUGCUAGUUCUUUGCCAGAGAACUACAAUCUUUAUGGAUUAGGGGAGUCAAUCCAUGGGUUUCGUAUGGGUAAUAACUAUACACGAACUUUCUGGGCCGCCGACGUUGGUGAUAACAUCGAUGCGAAUAUUUAUGGCGAUCAUGGAAUAUAUCUCGAUACAAGAUAUUACGAGGUUGAUCCAGGUACGGGAAACAUGACCUAUGUCUCAAAUGUGACGAAUGCCACCGAAGAUUAUGUUUCUUACACUCAUGGUGUCUAUCAACGAAAUGCUCAUGGCCAAGAAGUCUUGAUGAAACCAUCAAACAUCACGUGGAGGACACUUGGUGGGAGUAUUGAUCUGUACUUCUAUGCUGGUCCAACACAAGAGAAAGUUACAAAGGCAUAUCAGAUGAGUGCUGUUGGGCUUCCAGCUAUGCAACAAUACUUUACAUUCGGAUAUCACCAAUGUCGAUGGGGCUACUCGAACUGGACUGAACUGGGCGAGGUUGUUGACAAUUUCGCAAAAUUUGGUCUUCCAUUAGAGACCAUUUGGUUGGAUAUUGAUUACAUGAAUCAAUACCGCGACUUUGAGGUUGACGAACGCAGGUUUGGGCAUUUUGAAGGAGCUGAAUUUCUCUCAAAGCUUCACGGAAAUGGACAGCAUAUUGUUCCAAUUGUGGACUCUGCAAUUUACAUUCCUAAUCCCGAAAACGCAACAGAUGCGUAUCCACCUUUCAGUCGUGGUAAUGAAACCGGCAGUUUUAUGCUGAAUCCUGAUGGUAGUUUGUAUGUAGGAAGUGUAUGGCCCGGUUACACGGUUUUCCCUGAUUGGAUUGGGUCCGUGUUGAAUGGCACAGGAGCACACAAAUGGUGGAUAGACGAACUUACAACAUGGCAUUCAAAUUUUUCCUUCGAUGGCAUUUGGAUUGACAUGAGUGAAGUUUCUUCUUUCUGUGUUGGCUCGUGCGGAAGCAACAAUCUCACUCUCAAUCCCGUUCAUCCACCAUUUCUCCUACCAGGCGAACCAGGAAAUGUCGAUUUCAACUACCCGGAAGGGUUUAAUCUCACUAAUUCUACUGAAGCGGCAUCUGCAUCUUCUGCCUCUGCCAGUCAAUCCUCAGCUUAUGCUACCUCAACAGCAACAACAUCAUCUUCCACGACUUAUAUCCGCACAACACCAACACCGGGUUCCCGCGAUAUAGUUUAUCCUCCAUACGCCAUUAACAAUUUCCAAGGAUCAUUGGAUGUCCAUGCAGUGUCACCAAAUGCAACGCAUCAUGGUGGGACUCAAGAAUAUGACUAUCAUAAUCUAUUCGGAACCCAAAUUUUAAACGCCACGUAUAACGCCCUCCGCAAUGUCUUCCCAACUAAACGUCCAUUUAUCAUCGGCCGUUCUACUUUUGCAGGGUCUGGUAAGUGGGCUGGACAUUGGGGAGGUGAUAAUUAUUCUCUAUGGGCCUACAUGUUUUUCUCUAUCCCACAAGCCCUAUCGUUUUCUUUAUUCGGAAUUCCCAUGUUCGGAGCAGAUACUUGUGGCUUCUCCGGCAAUAGUGACGAAGAGCUCUGCAAUCGCUGGAUGCAACUCUCCGCUUUCUUUCCAUUUUACCGAAAUCAUAAUACUUUGGCUGCCAAUCCACAAGAGCCAUACGUGUGGGCAUCCGUCAUCGAUGCCACUAAGGCUGCUACUACGAUCAGAUAUACACUUCUCCCAUAUAUCUAUACUACGUUCUACUUGGCACAUUCCACCGGCUCAACCGUGAUGCGGGCUCUUGCCUGGGAAUUCCCCAAUGAUCCCACCCUAGCUUCUGCAGAUCGACAGUUUCUACUCGGCCCAAACAUUCUGGUAACCCCUGUCUUGGAGCAAGGCGCUACCUCCGUCGAUGGUGUAUUCCCUGGAUCUGGAAAGGGGCAGGUCUGGUACGAUUGGUAUAACCAGUCUGCGAUUACCUCAUCCCCUGGUCAAAACAUUACAAUUGACGCACCACUCGGUCAUAUUCCAGUUUAUAUCCGUGGUGGUGCCAUUCUUCCAAUUCAGGAGCCUGCAUUGACGACUCGAGAAUGCAGAAAAAAUCCUUGGGGAUUGUUGGUUGCAUCCAACUUGGAAGGGAUGGCUAGUGGUGAACUGUAUCUGGAUGAUGGAGAAUCUGUAGUUCCUAAUGCUACUCUUUGGGUUGAUUUCUCGAUGACACAAAAUUCAUUAUACGCAUCAGGACGAGGUAGUUACGUCGAUAGUAACUCGCUUGCCAAUAUUACAAUCUUGGGUGUAUCGUCACCUGUUACCAAUGUUGAUUGGAAUGGUGCUAGUCUCACCAGCGGGUGGACAUAUAAUUCUACUAGCCAAGUCCUUGCUGUCAAGGGAUUGAGUAAUUCUACGAGUGAUGGAGCUUGGACGAGUGAUUGGGUGUUGAAAUGGGCUUGA